AUGGCUCAUCCGAAGCCAAUUGGCGAGCAAAUGGCCGCUCUCAACACCUCCGACGACACAUCUUUCGCCGCCGAUCGAUCAAACGGCGUUUUGAAUGCGACGUGUCCGGCGAGAAUUCAGAAUACAUCAUUCGGACGGAACAACAUGUCACUCAACGAGUCAACGGCAUCGUCUUCCGGUGGAAAAUGGUUGAAACCGAAGCGUGAGGCACUCAAAUCACUCCAUUGGCACAAAUUGAUGAGAAUCCGCCAGUCACAAGGAAAUACGUGGCGCCGAGGGAGAAAGUAA
Molecule: messenger RNA, 288 nt
Organism: Caenorhabditis remanei
Lineage: Eukaryota; Metazoa; Nematoda; Chromadorea; Rhabditida; Rhabditidae
Exons: 1
Coding region: 1-288 (95 amino acids)
Source: RefSeq, a predicted model, not a curated record